Alternaria viburni is the source of this 1548-nucleotide messenger RNA. RefSeq lists its product as uncharacterized. Lineage: Eukaryota; Fungi; Ascomycota; Dothideomycetes; Pleosporales; Pleosporaceae. The coding region runs from base 1 to 1548 and encodes 515 amino acids. The record is from RefSeq and is a predicted model, not a curated record. The transcript has 6 exons. Gene Ontology annotation, molecular function: ATP-dependent chromatin remodeler activity; ATP binding.
AUGGCGCUCAAGCACCUACUCAACGACGACGAUGUCGUCAACUUUCACCACGAGAGACACAGUCCGCAUCUCAACUGGUUCCAGCAAGAUUCCUUGGAUCAGUAUGCGAUAGACGCUAGGAUCGGGCGCGAGGCUGAUGAUCGUAGUUUUACGGCGGCUCUACCAACUCAAUCCUGGGAUCAAUACGUGGACGAACUGCUUGGGUCACAGGACGCACAAUGCGACCCACUACUGGAUGGAAUCGACAUUAACGGCUCCUUUCAAGAGACGAGUCGCGAUAUUGAAGACUGGACGACCGGGCAAGCGCAGCAUGAGUCCACUGAGCAGACUCUAGCUGAGCAGGAACAUAUCUGUUAUGGCAUGAUUUUUAGAGCCGCUGUUCGCCUCCGAGGCGACAUGGGGGAGCUUCAUCGUAAGCUCAACAACAUCGCAUCAUCCCCGAUCACAGGCCAUGCGCGAAUGAUGAUCAUCAAACCCGAAGCCCAAUUCGUUGUAGCUUUCCCCGAAGGGGGUGUCAUUGGAGAUGUGAACGCCCAGUUAGACGGAGCAUUAACGAGCAUCGCAGAACAAGGCUAUGAGAUCGAUCUGGAGGUCUUUGCUCCAACGGUUGUCAUCCAGGAGACUAUAGGUCGCGCCACGAAGGACAAAGAAGCCGUAGUAAGGGUCCAGAUAAAUGUGUACGGCCCAUCUACAGCCGCUUGCGACAUUGGCAAGGAGUUGUCGCAGCAAAAGAUCUACCUGCAACGCCCUGUAUACAUACGAGAUGGUUAUCGAUACGAGAAUCCCCAUAUUCUCACCCUCCCUGGCUUCCAAGGCUCGACACCUGAGAUACCAACCAUCACAGAAGAACCUUUGCCUGACAAGGUCGGUCUGCAGACAUUGAGAAGCACCCUCCAAAAUGUGUAUUCCUCUUUGACGCGAGAUCGCAACCUGCACGGGUUAGAGGGUGACGAGCGCCUCAAUACCGAUCUUUUGUUGCACCAGAAGACAGCACUUUCUUUCAUGAUGCAGCGCGAAGACGGGCCCAUACCAGAGGAGUACACACUCUGGCGGCCGAGCGAAGAAGAUGGAGUCCAAUGCUAUCGUCAUGUUCUGACGAAAGGACGUUCCAUGGUUGAGCCUAAGGAAACCGGUGGUGGUAUCCUGGCAGACGAGAUGGGGAUGGGAAAGACUCUCUCUGUACUAGCACUUGUACUACGGACGCUAAACACUGCGCACGAUUGGGCUAUCCGCAUCGAUGAUCUGAACGAUGCGAGUUCGGAAAUACCAAAGAAGAGACGCCGCUCUGGAGCGACCCUGAUCGUUGCAUCAUCAGACCCUGCUUACCUUGAAAGGCAUUUUGACGAGCCUACCCGUAAAGCCUUGAAAGCGAUCAAGUACCACGGCCCUCAUCGACACGUUUCACUGGAGAGGCUCAUGGAGGCAGAUAUUGUCAUCACUACUUAUCAUACGCUCGCGUCAGAUUUUGCCAGGACCAAGCACGAGUUGAGGCAUAUUGAAUGGUAUCGUCUUGUCAUCGAUGAAGGUGAGCAAGCCACCACUUGUUGA